Perca flavescens (yellow perch) is the source of this 4077-nucleotide messenger RNA. RefSeq names its product TAO kinase 2a (gene taok2a). Gene Ontology annotation, molecular function: protein serine/threonine kinase activity; ATP binding. The record is from RefSeq and is a predicted model, not a curated record. Gene Ontology annotation, biological process: protein phosphorylation. Lineage: Eukaryota; Metazoa; Chordata; Actinopteri; Perciformes; Percidae. Gene Ontology annotation, cellular component: cytoplasm.
CCCUCCGGUCUGUGCCAUCUUGUAUUUAGCAAAGAACAAAAACGGUUUAAGAAACAAGCCAGCCGUCGGGACGGGGCGCAGGCGUUCAGUCGGAUUUUAAGAAUAUAUUUUAAAAACAGUCAAGUGUUAACGGGACAGUAUGUUUGGAAGUGGGCCUCGCGGAGAAACAUCAGCCACACCCCGGAGAACCGCUAAUGUUACCGUUAGCUCAAGCUAUCGAAGCUAACGUUACCGUUAGCUCAAGCUAUCGAAGCUAAGCUAGCCAAUUAGUUCAGGCUAGCCCCGCGAGCUAACGAGGGCAACCGCCGAGUUUCCGUUUGAACCAGCUGAACUAGCCAGCAGUUUAUUAACUUCAGUGUCGGGACGUAUUGGUGGAAAUGAGACCGGCGUCGUGUUGAUAAUCUGCCGAGAGAGGAGACCCGGGUUACGAGAGAGGAGACCCGGGCUACGAGAGAGGAGACCCGGGCUAUGAGACAGGAGACCCGGGCUAUGAGGAUAGAGGCUCGCUAGCUCGGCUGCUAACGGUUAUUUUUCGGUCCGGAGCGGAACCACAAUAAGCCGCGGCCCUGGCCAUGCCCUCGAGUGCACGGUCGGGCAGCAUCAAAGACCCCGAGGUGGCUGACCUUUUCUGCAAAGAUGACCCAGAGAAGCUGUUCGCCGACCUCCGUGAGAUCGGCCACGGCAGCUUCGGAGCCGUUUACUUUGCCCGAGAUGUGCGCAACAAUGAGGUGGUGGCCAUUAAGAAAAUGUCGUACAGCGGCAAGCAGACAAACGAGAAAUGGCAGGACAUCAUUAAGGAGGUGAAGUUCCUGCAGAAACUUCGCCACCCGAACACCAUCGAGUACCGGGGCUGUUACCUGAAGGAGCACACAGCAUGGCUGGUGAUGGAGUACUGCCUGGGCUCGGCCUCGGACCUCCUCGAAGUUCACAAAAAGCCGCUCCAGGAAAUAGAAAUAGCUGCUAUUACCCACGGUGCACUGCAGGGAUUAGCGUAUCUUCACUCUCACAACAUGAUUCACAGGGAUGUGAAAGCAGGAAACAUCCUGCUGACUGAGCCCGGUCAGGUCAAACUGGGGGACUUUGGCUCUGCCUCCAUCGUGGCUCCGGCCAAUUCCUUCGUGGGGACUCCCUACUGGAUGGCUCCAGAGGUGAUCCUGGCGAUGGACGAGGGCCAGUAUGACGGCAAGGUGGACGUCUGGUCGCUGGGCAUCACCUCCAUCGAGCUGGCGGAGAGGAAGCCCCCGCUGUUCAACAUGAACGCUAUGAGUGCCUUAUAUCACAUCGCUCAGAAUGAAAGCCCCAUCCUCCAGUCCAACCACUGGUCUGAUUCCUUCCGCAACUUUGUUGACUCUUGCCUACAGAAGAUUCCCCAGGACCGACCUACCUCGGACGUGCUGCUCAACGUGAGAUCUCACCCAGCUUCAUCUCACCUAACGUUAAGGUCCUUGGCAGUGAGGGAGGUUAAAGAGCUGGACAACCUGCAGUACCGCAAGAUGAAGAAGAUCCUCUUCCAGGAGACGCAGCAGAACGGCCCCGUGUCUGAGGGAGGGGAUGAAGAGGAGGAGGUGGAGCAGUACCUGAUGCGGACCGGCACAGUGAACAGCAUGGAGAGCUCCCAGUCGGUGCCCAGUAUGUCCAUCUCAGCCAGUUCUCAGAGCAGCUCGGUCAACAGUCUGGCCGACGCAUCCGACGACAGCAGCAGCGAGAUGGCCAUGAUGCAGGAGGGCGAGCACACCGUCACCUCCAACAGCUCCAUCAUCCACCGACCCACGGGUCAGGAUAACAUCUACGAUGACCCGUACCAGCCGGAGAUGGACCAGCCUCAGGCUGCCUCAGCUGAACGCCGCCGAGCCUACUACCGCAACCGGGACCACUUUGCCACCAUCCGGACCGCCUCCUUGGUGACCCGUCAGAUCCAGGAACACGAGCAGGGCUCGGCGCUGCGGGAGCAGAUGUCCGGCUACAAGCGUAUGAGGCGGCAGCACCAGAAGCAGCUAAUGGGGCUGGAGAACAAGCUGAAGGCGGAGAUGGACGAGCACCAGCUGAAGCUGGACAAAGAGCUGGAGAAUCAGAGGAACAGCUUCUCCACCGAGGCCGACAAGCUGGCCAAGAAGCACCAGGCCAUCCUGGAGAAAGAGACGAAAGCUGCUCUGGCAGAAGAGAAGAAGUUCCAGCAGCACAUACUGGGCCAGCAGAAGAAAGAACUGACCAGUUUACUGGAGUCCCAGAAACGCCAGUACCGCCAGCGCAAGGAUCAGCUUAAAGAGGAGCUCAACGAGAACCAGUUGACUCCGAAGCGGGAGAAGCAGGAGUGGCUGAUCCGUCAGAAGGAGUGUCUGCAGCAGAUGCAGGCGGAGGAGGAGGCCAGCCUGCUGCGGAGGCAGCGGCAGUACUACGAGCUGCAGUGCCGCCAGUACAAGAGGAAGAUGCUGCUGGCUCGCCACAACCUGGAGCAGGACCUGCUCAGAGAGGACCUGAACAAGAAGCAGACCCAGAAGGAUCUGGAGUGUGCCAUGCUGCUGCGGCACCACGAGUCCACCCAGGAGCUGGAGUUCAGGCAGCUGGGCUCGGUGCAGCGGACCCGGGCCGACCUGAUCCGAACGCAACACCAGACCGAGCUGACCAACCAGAUGGAGUACAACAAGCGCCGUGAGCAAGAGCUGCGACAGAAACACACCAUUGAGGUCCGUCAGCAGCCCAAGAGCCUCAAGUCCAAGGAGCUGCAGAUCAAGCGUCAGUUCCAGGAGACCUGUAAGAUCCAGACGCGUCAGUACAAAGCCCUGAGAAACCACCUGCUGGAGAGCACUCCCAAAUCCGACCACAAGGCCGUCCUUAAACGCCUCAAAGAGGAGCAAACACGUAAGCUGGCCAUCCUGGCCGAGCAGUACGACCACUCCAUCAACGACAUGCUGUCCACACAGGCUCUGCGUCUGGACGAGACCCAGGAGGCGGAGUACCAGGUGCUGAGGAUGCAGCUGCAGCAGGAGCUGGAGCUGCUGAACGCCUACCAGAGCAAGAUCAAGAUCCACACUGACACGCAGCACGAGCGCGAGGUGAAGGACCUGGAGCAGCGGGUAUCCAUCCGCCGGGCACUGCUGGAGCAACGGAUCGAGGAGGAGAUGCUCUCGCUGCAGAACGAGCGUUCGGAGCGGAUCCGGACCCUGCUGGAGCGCCAGGCCCACGAGAUCGAGGCCUUCGACUCGGAGAGCAUGCGGCUCGGCUUCAGCAACAUGGCUCUGAGCGGCAUCCCGGCCGAGGCCUUCAGCCAGGGCUACCCCACGCCCAGCCCGUCCUCGGGCUCCGCCGGCUGGCCGUCCCGGCCCGUGCCGCGGUCCGGCAGCCACUGGAGCCACAGCGUGCAGAACUCGGUGGCCACGCCCUCCUGGCGCAGCCAGGCCCACGCCGGGGGGGGCGGGGGGGGCUUCAGCCGCGCCGAGUCCAUCACAUCGGCACACUGCCUCGGCAGGGACGGGGAGCUGCACCAGAGCAGCCGGGGCUCCCACUCGUCCCACUCCUCCUCCUCCUCCUCCCAUCACCACCAGCAGCAGCACUACCUCCCCCAGCACCACCAGCCCCCCCAGCACCACCAGCCCCCCCAGCACCACCAGCCCCCCCAGCACCAGCAGCACCACCAGAGCACGCCGCAGCUCUACCACGAGGCCCGGGAGCGAGAGCGCCCCAGGGAGUGGCUGGGUUACCCCCAUCCCUCGCAGGUCCACCCCCACCACCACCACCACCACCACCUGGCCUCCCACGCCUCCUCCCAGUCCCUGGCGCUCCUGCCCCCCCCACCUCCUCCCCCCAUCUCCCUCUCCUCGCCGGCGCCCUCCGCCUCGUCUUCCUCCUCGUCUCAGGGGGGGGGCUACGGCGGGCUGAGCGUGCGGGGCCCCCCCGGGCUCAUGGCCCUCAGGAACAGCCCCCAGCCCCUCAGGAGGACGGCCUCGGGGGGGCCCGGCAGCGACGGGGGGGGGCUCAGCCGGAGCACAUCGGUCACGUCUCACAUCUCUAACGGCUCGCACCUCUCGUACUCAUGAAACCACCUCUGAUUGGUCACUCUGCUUCUUUAGAGAGAGGGAG